Molecule: messenger RNA, 825 nt
Organism: Babesia bigemina
Lineage: Eukaryota; Apicomplexa; Aconoidasida; Piroplasmida; Babesiidae
Exons: 3
Coding region: 1-825 (274 amino acids)
Source: RefSeq, a predicted model, not a curated record
AUGGCACCGCUAAAGGCGCAUUGUGUGCGUGCCUCGGCCUUGGUGCUUCUAUUGACGCAGCUUUUCCUUCUGCAGUGGCUCCCAGUUGCCUUCGGCCAUCUGCGCCGAAAUUCGUCACACCUCAGGCUCUACGAGCUCAGAAACGCACUUAGAAAUGAUUUCGCUAAUUACGACAUAAGGAAUCCUGCAGUCCAGCGCAGAAAAUUUGCGCUGUGUGUCGUGAACGCUGACGCACCUUCUGCUCAAAAGGCUGACAAACCUGGCAUACUUGGUCGCGUGUGGAACACAUACGCAAAGAUAAAGGAUGUAGUUGAUAGGCAUAUACAGAAGAUAUCGGAUAAUCGCAAAAAGGCUUUGUCUAGCACCCAUCCAUUGCGGCACCAAAGCUGGCGCAUCACCUUUCACAGGAAAACGGGAUUACUGGGACUGUCAACUCGCACGGAGCAUAUUUUGAUCGACUUUAUGGAAGAUGGCACGCUGAAGACCAGCGAAGGUCAUGAUGGUAAGCAUUUCGAGAUGACAAAUAAGCAACAAUCUGCAGGAAAUUGGUGGUCGGAGUACGGUGACGUCGUGUGGAAGAUAUAUUUCGAUCCUAAAUCGAAUGUUGCAACGUACUUCAACGCCCAGUUCAGUUGGAAUAACUUUGGCGAGGCGGCUUUCAUGCGGCGCGGCGUCGUGUACCAGGACAGGCCACAGGACGGCUGGCUGCCGCAGUACCUUUUCAGGCCGGUGAUUGGCAAGUUCACGGGCGAAGGUAUACCGCAAGAUGAUACCAACAGUCCAGUGAAAUCCCGGUUUGAUGGGGAGGUAUCGCAUGGCAAGUGA